Zymoseptoria tritici IPO323 is the source of this 1445-nucleotide messenger RNA. It is a transcript of the gene MgGpa3, whose product is annotated as G-protein alpha subunit. Gene Ontology annotation, cellular component: heterotrimeric G-protein complex. The record is from RefSeq and is a predicted model, not a curated record. Gene Ontology annotation, biological process: adenylate cyclase-activating G protein-coupled receptor signaling pathway. Gene Ontology annotation, molecular function: G-protein beta/gamma-subunit complex binding; GTP binding; G protein-coupled receptor binding. The transcript is spliced from 6 exons. The coding region runs from base 362 to 1432 and encodes 356 amino acids. NCBI's taxonomy places the organism in Eukaryota, Fungi, Ascomycota, Dothideomycetes, Mycosphaerellales, Mycosphaerellaceae.
ACUACCCUUGACAUUUGCCAUUGCACGACUAGCACCACGGCAUCCUCGAACUUAUUGCGACUCUCUCCUCGCGUGCCCUUGUCGUGCCCUACAACCUCGCCAGAACAAAGACCUCAAGCCGCGCCCGGCCUGCAGCGUGCCGCAUCCUCACCCACCAGCUUGUCGCAUACCUCAUUUCCCGACUCGAUCCGACCCUGUCACCGAGACUGAAUCGGCACCACCCUGCAGCGACAUUGUCGUGGACACACAACCAUCUUUGCGGACUAUUCAAUACUGGCGGACUGAACAACUCCGGCGAUUUGGCUCCUUGGGAGCAGCGGCUUGAGCUCGCUGGAGCUGUCGGGCAACGCCGAAGGUCACGAUGGGAGCAUGCAUGAGCAGUGGGAACAAUGAGGAGGGUGAUCAGAAGAAGCGCAGUCAGAUGAUCGACCGGUCGCUGGAGGAGGACUCAAAAAAGCUACGGCGGGAAUGCAAGAUUCUACUGCUAGGGUCUGGCGAAAGUGGGAAGAGUACAAUCGUGAAGCAGAUGAAGAUUAUCCACCAGAAUGGAUACAGCCACGACGAACUGCAAUUGUACCGGCAUACGAUCUACAAGAACCUGAUAGACUGCGCCAAAGCUCUGGUGGGUGCUAUGCGGCAAUUCGAGAUCGAGAUUGAGAACGAGGCAAACCGCGCGCAUUGCGAUACGAUCAUGGAGUACACAGUAGACCCAGAUCCGCAACAAUCACUAGAUCCAAAGAUUGGCGAGGCUGUGGCAGGUGUCUGGAAGGAUCCUUGCAUAUCCAAGGUCUUUGAUCAUCAGAAUGAGUUCUACCUCAUGGACUCGGCACCAUACUUCUUCGACGAGGCACUACGAAUAACAGGACCAGAUUUCAUACCCACGGAAGCAGACGUCCUCCGCGCCAGAACGAAGACGACUGGUAUAUACGAAACGCGAUUUCAGAUGGGCCAGCUCAGUAUUCACAUGUUCGACGUCGGCGGACAACGCAGCGAACGCAAGAAGUGGAUACAUUGCUUUGAGAAUGUCACAUCGAUCAUCUUCUGUGUGGCACUCAGCGAGUACGAUCAAGUACUGCUAGAAGAGAGCAGCCAAAACCGUAUGAUGGAAUCGCUCGUCCUCUUCGACUCAGUUGUCAACUCGCGCUGGUUCAUGAGGACGUCCAUCAUCCUCUUUCUCAACAAAGUCGACUUGUUCCGGGCGAAGCUCGCAAAGUCACCGCUGGGAAACUACUUCCCCGACUACUCCGGUGGGAAUGAUGUCAAUCGCGCCGCCAAAUACCUGCUUUGGAGAUUCAAUCAGGUCAACCGAGCACAUCUGAAUUUAUACCCUCAUCUAACACAAGCCACCGACACUUCCAACAUCCGCCUCGUCUUCGCCGCCGUCAAAGAAACGAUCCUCCAAAACGCCCUGAAGGACUCCGGAAUCUUAUGAGACGACUACUCGG